This is a messenger RNA of Odontomachus brunneus, 897 nucleotides long. RefSeq lists its product as uncharacterized. The transcript has a single exon. NCBI's taxonomy places the organism in Eukaryota, Metazoa, Arthropoda, Insecta, Hymenoptera, Formicidae. Gene Ontology annotation, molecular function: catalytic activity. The record is from RefSeq and is a predicted model, not a curated record. The coding region runs from base 1 to 897 and encodes 298 amino acids.
AUGACACUCAUUGGUUCGAGCUCCCGGGGGGGCUCGGUCGCAGCUUACUGGAGGAGCUGCCAGAAAUCUCCCCGGCCGAAGCUCAUAGAGGCCGAGGAGUUCCUGGUGGCGCUGAAGUGGGGGGCCCUGGUAGUGGUCGCCCUUUAUGCUCCCCCAAGGUGGACGGGGGGCGACUACGAGGAGCAUUUUAACAGGGUGGCGGUGGUCAUCAGACGGUGUGCCCCCCACCCUGUGGUGGUGGUCGGGGACUUCAACGCCAAAUCUGGCGCGUGGGGUUCCCCGGUCACCAAUCAUCGUGGUCGGCUCACCGAGGCCUGGGCGGCGUCGACCGGCCUUCAUCUUCUCAACGAAGGCUCGGUGAGCACCUGCAUGCGCCCGCAGGGCGAAUCUAUCAUUGACCUCACAUGGGUCAAUGUCCCUGCGGUGCGCGCGGUGGGGGGUUGGAGAGUGGCGGAGGGGAUCGACACUGGUUUCGACCAUCUCUACAUAGAGGUGAUCCUCUCCGCCAUCUCCCCCGAGGUGCUCCGGCGCCGCCGGGAAAGGGAGCGCGGGCGGCUCGGCAGAUGGGCCCUCCGCAAAAUGGACGAGCACGCGCUCAAGGCGUCCAUCGCCGCGGCGGAGUGGGCUCGAGGGGACGAUCCCCCUCGAACAUUCUGUCCCCGGCCGAUGUGGAGGAGGAGGCGGAAGAACUCGGGGCAGAUAUGGAGAGGGCGUGCGACGCCUCCAUGCCCCGGGUCCGCCCCCACGCCCUUCAGGUCCGCGUACUGGUGGACGGAGGAGACAGCCGAACUUAGGCGCUCCUCCGUCCAAGCUAGAAGACGCAUGCAUUGGACCAGAAGGGCGGGGAACGUCGCCGAGGCGACGAGGGCGCGCAGGGCUUUCCGCGCCGCACGAUAA